ACGCGAGGGCGCGUUAUCUUAUUCUUUCAGGACACUGGUGGUCAUGUGACUCAGUCAAGAUGGCGUCGGGGCAACAGUGGGUGUUGGUUGAGAUGGUGCAAGCGUUUUACGAGGCACCAGCGUAUCAUUUGAUUUUAGAAGGCAUUCUUAUAUUGUGGAUUAUCAGACUGCUAUUCUCAAAAACAUAUAAACUUCAGGAGAGAUCGGACCUCACAGAAAAGGAGAAAGAAGAGUUAAUUGAGGAGUGGCAACCCGAGCCGCUAGUUCCCCCUGUAUCUAAAGACCACCCUUCCAUUAAUUAUGAUGUAGUUACAGACCCGCCAAGCCACAAAAUCAUCGUAAAUGGUAAAGAGUACAUUAACUUUGCCUCAUUUAACUUCUUGGGUCUACUCGAUAAUGAGCGUGUAAAGUCGAAGGCUUUGAUGUCACUAAAAAAAUAUGGUGUGGGAACUUGUGGACCAAGAGGAUUCUACGGGACCUUUGAUGUUCAUCUGGAGUUAGAAGAACGUUUGGCAAAGUUCAUGAGAACAGAGGAGGCCAUUAUUUAUUCAUAUGGCUUUGCCACCAUCGCCAGCGCCAUUUCUGCAUACUCCAAGAGAGGAGACAUUAUCUUUGUUGAUGAGGCGGCGUGCUUCUCCAUUCAGAAAGGCCUGCAGGCUUCACGCAGCUUCAUCAAAUACUUCAAACACAAUGAUAUGGAGGAUCUAGAGCGCCUUCUGAAGGAGCAAGAGAUUGAGGACCAGAAGAACCCACGUAAGGCCAGAGUAAUCAGACGACUCAUCGUAGUUGAGGGACUCUACAUUAACACUGCAGAUAUCUGUCCACUCCCUGAACUGAUCUAUCUCCAUUUCCAGGUGAAGAUGAAGUAUAAAUAUAAAGUACGGAUCUUUCUGGAGGAGAGCAUGUCUUUUGGAGUGCUUGGAGAACAUGGGCGAGGAGUCACAGAACAUUUUGGGGUCAACAUUGAUGAUAUUGAUCUUAUAAGUGCCAACAUGGAGAACAUGCACAGAGUAUUUCAUUCUCUCUCUCCUAAACAGUUCCCUGCAACUUUCAACUGGCUUGUCUAAUGAUAAAAAAAGGCAAUUAUAUUAAUAAAACUUCUAUCUUAUACCGUCUGCAAAUAUGCGGAUACCUCAUUUAAACAGAUGUAAUUCAUGAACCUCAUAAAACUUCAAAUCAAGCGUUUUCUUCCUG
Molecule: messenger RNA, 1194 nt
Organism: Myxocyprinus asiaticus (Chinese sucker)
Lineage: Eukaryota; Metazoa; Chordata; Actinopteri; Cypriniformes; Catostomidae
Product: serine palmitoyltransferase 1-like
Exons: 10
Coding region: 60-1067 (335 amino acids)
Biological process (GO): sphingosine biosynthetic process; ceramide biosynthetic process
Cellular component (GO): endoplasmic reticulum
Molecular function (GO): serine C-palmitoyltransferase activity; pyridoxal phosphate binding
Source: RefSeq, a predicted model, not a curated record